Messenger RNA from Cydia splendana, 2779 nucleotides. RefSeq names its product rho GDP-dissociation inhibitor 1 (gene RhoGDI). Lineage: Eukaryota; Metazoa; Arthropoda; Insecta; Lepidoptera; Tortricidae. The transcript has 5 exons. Gene Ontology annotation, cellular component: cytosol; cytoplasm; membrane. Gene Ontology annotation, biological process: Rho protein signal transduction. The coding region runs from base 152 to 760 and encodes 202 amino acids. Gene Ontology annotation, molecular function: protein binding; Rho GDP-dissociation inhibitor activity. The record is from RefSeq and is a predicted model, not a curated record.
GUCCGUCAUUUUUGAUCUAUAGAUUUUACAAAUCUGUAAAUUGCAUUGAUAGUUUUGUGCGAUUAUUUAGUGAUUUCAUUGAAAUAUAAUUAUUUGUCGCUUAAAAAUCGUCUAGUUUCCUUAGUGUCGUCGAGAGCUACUAGAAAAAACAAUGUCUGGUGAACCUGAUGUAGCACACACACCAGAGGGUGAGGAGGAGGAAAUCAAGUCCACGUACAAACCUCCCCCGGAGAAGACCAUUGAGGAGAUCCUGGCGGCCGACCAGGAAGAUGAGUCCUUGCGGAAAUAUAAGGAGGCUCUGUUGGGGCAGGCGCAGACCGGAACUGUUGUUGUUGACGCCUCGGAUCCCCGGAAGGUCAUAGUGAAGAAGCUGGCGCUGUGCGUCACAGGCAGGGACGACGUGGAAUUGGACCUUUCUGGAGACCUCACUGACCUCAAGAAACAGGUGUUCGUGAUCAAGGAGGGCGUGCAAUACCGGAUACGGAUCGACUUCAUCGUGCAGCGGGAGAUUGUGCACGGCCUCAAGUACGUGCAGAAGACGUACCGGCUCGGAGUACCAGUUGACAAAAUGACCCACAUGGUCGGCUCGUACCCCCCAAAAACCGAGAUCCAAUCCUACACCACGCCGCCCGAAGACGCGCCCUCCGGCAUGAUGGCGCGAGGCUCAUACACCGUCAACAGUCUGUUCACGGACGAUGAUAAAAACGUGCACCUCCAGUGGGAGUGGAGCUUUGAGAUCAAGAAGGACUGGAAGGAUUAAGCUUGGUAAGAGACUGGAUUGAAGUGCCAUUGGGAUUGUGGUUCGAUUUUGAUUUUGAAAUGGGAUUACGGGAGAUCCUGGUUCAGCUACAAAAAUCUAUGGAAUUAUAUAUAUUUUCGUUUUUCUUUUUGGCCCGACUUUUACUUUAUGAUCAUUCUUAGGUAGGCGGAUAGACGCUAGGGGCCACCCUUUUAUCUAAGAUUUGACUCAUAGAGUCGAGUCGAUAAUCCGUCGUACCUUUAAGAUGGUUAACGACUUUUUACGACGUUUCCGUGUUUUGCGGUAAUACUAACAAUUACUUUGUUUUGUUAAGUAAGCUGUGAAGUGGAUUGGCCAAAAAGGAAAACGAAACACACAUUACACAAAGUAAUAUAAGAAUGCCUAUGGUUUCGAUUCCUGUUAUCUUGAUGUGAGUAUAUACUCACUCACAUCAGUGAUAUCACUGAUGUAAUAGUAUUCUAGGAGUGUCAUGUAGUCUGGAGAGCAUUUUCUAUUUGUUCCAUGUAAUUGUGAAUACCUUUUAGAGUUCAUACUUUGGAAAAAAGCUACCAAUUGCAAAUUAAAGUGCUUAUAUGAAUAUUCCUGUAUCAGGCACUUCUGUGGGUAUGUUUAAACAAAUGGAUUAUAAUAGUAUUUUGUCUAAAAUGUGUAAUGGCAUUUUAUUUACAUUCUUAGUUGUGUAUAGUUGUAUAUAUACUGUCUACUCUCCCGUUCUCCUCUAAGCCAAGAAAUUCCAUUUUGAAAUUAUACUCAGUAUAAUAUGUUAGACAUACCUAAUAUAAGUUUCCCUCAUAUUACUUUCAAAUAAAUGCCCAAUUGGAUACUUAUAACAAUCCAGUACCCGACUCUUAGGUGGUUUUCACAUCGGAUGCAGAUUCGCACGCUGCGUCGGUGUGGACAUCGCUAUGUACCCGCAUAGCGCUGUCACAGUCAUACACCGGAGCGACGUGUGAAUUCGUCAGUGUGAUAACCGCAUUAGACUUGUGUCGUUAAAGUUGGCUGACUGAAAUAUCAAAUAUUGAUAAACUUAGUAUCUAAGAGUCACUAGGUAUAUCCAUAUUUCCUUUAAUUUCUAAUUUAGAAAUUAAAAAUUUUAAAUGUCAUUUAGGCCUGAUUUGACCAAAUCGAAAUAAACAUAGACUUGGAAAUUUUGUCAGGUUUGGUCAAAUCACCUUAGCAUUAACCCUUUUUGAACCUAAAGUGUUUAAGAAAGCUUUGGAUUCGCUUGUACCUUUAUACUUUUUCAAGAAUAAUAUACAAAAAUAAAUAUAUAUGAUAUGACAUUUACCCUAAUUCCUGUAGAUCAUACACGAGCCUUAUUGAAAUCACUAUUAGUAUAUGUAAAAAGUAGAUUACGAAGAAUCCUACAAUAUUUUUGUACCUAUUAGAUACAUUCAAAUACUCAUACCCUAGAAUUAGGAGUAUAAAAGAUAUAUGCCAUGUAUUUACUUAUCGUUUAUUAAAACACACUCGGCUAGUAAACGGUAAAAAAAAUCAUAAGUGUGAUUACAAUAUAAAGUUAUAAUGAAAUAAAUCACUAUUAAUAACAGUCAAGUAUAGAUUUUUGCUAGCUGGGUCAUCACAAUAUGACUUUAAUUAUCGUAUAUACAAGUAUUGUAGAAUAAACAUUUAUUAUAACAAUUUUAGUAGUCAGCCCACUCGCUAGCGACACAAUAUGCUAUCAACUAGCAUUCCUUAUAAAAAGCAUUUCAAGCCAAGCUGUUGGGCUUAUAUGGUCGGCUCUUUAUCAUUUGUCAUGCUUGUCACGUUCUAACAAAUAUGUAAGUGCGAAAGUGACGCAUGGAAUGACAGGUGAUAAAAAUGCGACCAACGAUACCGCUGCUGGUCUGAUGGUACAGUCAGAGAAAUAAUGUCAAGACUGACGUAUGAAUAGAUAAACUAGGGGUGUGAGAACGUUAUUUUUUCGACUGUACUGGUGCGGAAAGAGCGUAGUCUCAAAGUUAUUGACGGUAUUAUAUAUAUUCGAUUAUUGGCGUUACUGUGUAAGCAAAGAAACGC